Malassezia pachydermatis is the source of this 2310-nucleotide messenger RNA. RefSeq lists its product as hypothetical. The transcript has 4 exons. Bases 1 to 2310 code for a protein of 769 amino acids. The record is from RefSeq and is a predicted model, not a curated record. Lineage: Eukaryota; Fungi; Basidiomycota; Malasseziomycetes; Malasseziales; Malasseziaceae.
AUGGCGCUGGACGCGUCAUGGAGUACGUGCCGCGCCCUCGAUGAGAGUACGUCAGGGUUGUCCUCCUCCCUCUUUUUCCAUGCGAGUGGGGCAGGCACAUCGCCUGCGCGUGGCGGCUUGCCGCCGUCGUCGCCGCCUGCGCGUCUCUCGCACUUAGCCUCUUCGUUUGCGUUGCAAGACGCCGAAUGGUCAUUUUUCGACGGCGUCAUUGCGCUUGUCCCACCUGGCUCCUCGAGCUUUGCUGAGCUGAAAGCGGCGUUUGAAGCGUGUCAGCAUGAGCCUGCCCUGUUACAGCCUGUCGUGACGGCGCUUGGUUCGCCUACGGCGACACCACAGGAAGCACGCCAUGCCGUCGAGGCUCGGCUAUGGAACACGCUGUUAUCACUUGUUCAAGUACGUGGACAUACAUGGUCCGAACGGUGGGAUGCGAUCCGCGUGGGAUCCGGCAAAGAGCCACGCGAGGAAAGCGAGGCUCCGCUUGGCCGCCCCCCUACCUUGGCCUCUGUGCCUGCGAUAGUGCCCGCCGCAGCGCCAGCCCCCGAAUGGCAGGAGAGCGAUACAUCUCUGGACGAAGGUGUGCUAGAGCCGCGUAUGCUGCCCAUUGCAUCGCUUCCGCCGCCCAUCCUGGCGCGACGCUUAGCGCUCUGGCACCGCGAGUCUCUUCGUGAGACCUUUCAUCACUGGCGCGAGCGCCGUUGGGCUUUUGUACGUAUGGACUCCCGAGCGAAAAACACGCAUUUCAAGCUGCAGCUUCUUCAGGUAUGGCUCCGGUGGCGCGCUCUACUUGUACGGCACCGACAUCGACGUCAUGCGGCCGACAUAUGGGCCACACACGCAUCGCAACAUCGCGCAUGGCACCGAUGGCGGCACGCAUUUGCGUCUCAUAUGCAUGAAAAGCGUCUGCAGCGCUAUCACGCUAUGCACGCGGCCUGUGCGUCGGUCGAAGCGCAACGAACUCACCGACUUGUCUCUAUCGCUUGGAUGUUAUGGCGUCGUGCAUUUAUGUACCGCGAAGCCAAACGACUCGACGCUCAGCGCCUUGUCCCUGUGGCGUGGCGGCACUGGCGUGAGCGCUGGGCCUAUCUUCGCACGUUACCGCAGAAAGGCGCCUUGCUGGUGUCGUAUACACAGCAGCACUUGUGCCAAUCGGCGUUUUUUGCGUGGCGCAUGCGGCUCGGUGAGCGCCGGCGGCACAUGUAUGCGUGUGAUGAGGCGGAGGCAUGGCAUCAAACACAGCUCCGCCGCAAGGCAUGGCGUCGAUGGCGUGCGCAGGGCCAUCGUCACGAGCGCUGGUCCUUGGACCAUGGCGAUCGUGUGCAGCUGCGUGUAUGGACACACUGGCGUCGCCGUGUUGAGACACGUCAAGCGCAGGCACGUACAGCUUCACACACGUAUGCGUGGCGCCUCACACUUCUGCUAUGGCGCUCCUGGCGUGCCAAGGCGCUUGCUAUAGCGGCCAAGCAUACUAUGGCGUUGCAAUAUACCCAAACGCACGACCUGCAUCAUGCAUGGAUGCACUGGCGUAGCGCUCUGCAUGUGCGACGCACAGCAGCUUCGUACGAAGCGUGGCGUAGGAUGCAGCACAAACGUGUAUGGCACGCCUGGCGCCUCGCCGUCUUGCAGCGACGACAUGAACGCAGCUCCCUGGCGCUGCUGACCUCGCACAUGGCGCUGCGCUCCCAACGCGAGGUAUGGCACGUGUGGCUUCAGCGCACACGCGAACGACAAUCGCAGAUCACACGUGCACAGCGAACGCAUGAACGCCUACUCCUUGUCCGUGUCUAUCGUACGUGGCGUGCGCGUUGGGCGCAGGUCCAAUCGCAUGUGCAUCUUGCCGAGCAAUGGCAUGACGCGCGGCAUGGGGCGCAGUCGCACGUUUGGCGUGCCGCCUGGACCGUGUGGCGCCUACGUACUCGUCAGGCGCAGGCAUGGCAUGCAUGGGAGCAAGCGCACGCGCAGCGGCGUCUUCGUGGCGCAUGGCAAGCAUGGCGCGAUGCAUGGAUCGAAUGGCAUUUGCGUAGCGAAGAAUGGUCCACGUUGGCUGCACGGCGGACGUAUAUGCUUCGUGCCUGCUGGGAGCGAUGGCGCGCACGCGCGCACGUCCUUCGACCGCUGCAGCGUACGCGCCGUCGUCUUCUGACACUCGCAUGGGCCCGCUGGCGUGCGCAGUGGCGGACGGCGCAGCACCAAUCCCAUGCACACGACUUUCUUUACGCUACGCUGGGCCGCGAUGCGUGGGAGGUAUGGCGCACGGUAGCGCAACGACGACGUCAACGGCGGAUUUUGGCGUACGUAUACAUGCCACGCUAA